CAAGAAUUUGAUCUUGGGCAGGAUGGCAUCUGCCCAGAACCUUUUAAUCCUGGCUCUAUAUGGCUUGUUACUAGAGUUACCGACUGGAUGUCAUGCAACAGAUACAAGGCAGCCAAGGUUACGUCUGUCACAUAAAGAGCUCUGGGAUUUAAACAGGACGUCAGUCUUUCAUAGCCCAUUUGGAUAUCUUGGUCUUCAUAUAAUGCUGCUGGAUGAGUAUCAAGAGCGACUGUUCGUGGGAGGAAGAGACCUCUUGUAUUCCCUCAGUUUGGAUCGAGUCAGCGACAACUACCGAGAGAUCCAUUGGUCUAGUACACCUCUGCAGGUGGAAGAAUGCAUAAUUAAAGGAAGAGAUGCUGAUGAAUGUGCAAAUUACAUCCGUGUCCUUCACCGAUACAACAGAACGCAUCUUCUGGCUUGUGGAACAGGGGCUUUUGAUCCACUCUGUACUUUUGUUAGAGCUGGACAUCCAUCAGAGGAUCAUCUGUUUCAUCUGGAAUCGCACAAAUUUGACAGAGGACGAGGCAGGUGCCCUUUUGACCCCAGUUCUUCCUUCACCUCCAUCUUAAUUGGUGGUGAACUUUUUACUGGUCUCUACAGUGACUACUGGGGGAGAGAUGCUGCUCUAUUUCGCACCAUGAAUCGCAUGGCCCAUCUCCGAACUGAACCUGAUAGUGAGCGCCUGUUGAAAGAACCAAAAUUUGUUGGCUCAUACAUGAUUCCUGACAAUGAAGACCACGAUGAUAACAAAGUAUACUUCUUCUUUACUGAAAAGGCAUUAGAGGCUGAGACAAGCACUCAUGCCAUAUACACCAGAGUGGGACGCGUAUGUGCGAAUGAUAUGGGAGGCCAGCGAAUGCUCGUGAAUAAAUGGAGCACUUUCCUCAAAACCAGGCUAGUUUGCUCUGUGCCUGGGAGAAACGGAAUUGAUACGCAUUUUGAUGAAUUAGAGGAUGUGUUUCUGCUGCAAACUCGUGAUAACAAAAAUCCGGUGAUAUUUGGCCUCUUCAACACUACAAGCAAUAUAUUUAGAGGGUAUGCUGUAUGUGUUUACCACAUGGCAAGUGUCCGAGCAGCUUUCAAUGGACCAUAUGCUCAUAAAGAAGGACCUGAAUACCACUGGGCUCUAUAUGAAGGAAAAGUACCUUAUCCUAGACCUGGUUCAUGUGCCAGCAAGGUGAAUGGUGGUCUGUACACUACCACUAAAGACUAUCCUGAUGAAGCUGUCCAUUUUGCAAGGAGUCACCCGCUGAUGUAUCAGCCCAUCAAGCCCGUUCAUAAGAGACCAGUGCUAGUUAAAACAGACGGAAAGUACAAUCUUAAACAAAUAGCAGUGGACAGAGUGGAAGCUGAAGAUGGGCAAUAUGAUGUCUUGUUCAUUGGCACAGAUAAUGGAAUUGUGCUGAAAGUCAUUACAAUUUACAAUCAAGAGACGGAAUCAAUGGAAGAAGUGAUUCUUGAAGAGCUGCAAGUAUUCAAGGUACCAGUUCCUAUUAUUUCUAUGGAAAUCUCUUCAAAAAGGCAACAGCUCUACGUUGGAUCUGAGUCGGUCAUAGCGCAAGUGAAGUUCCACCAGUGUGACAUGUAUGGAACGGCCUGUGCGGACUGCUGCCUUGCUCGAGAUCCAUACUGCGCUUGGGAUGGCAUCUCCUGCUCCCGAUACUAUCCCACAGGAAUGCAGGCAAAGAGACGUUUCCGCAGACAAGAUGUUCGACACGGAAAUGCAGCGCAGCAGUGCUUUGGCCAACAGUUCAUUGGCGAAGUCCUGGAGAAGACUGAGGAACGAUUUGUUUAUGGAAUAGAGUACAACAGCACCCUUCUGGAGUGCACCCCUCGGACCUUACAAGCAAAAGUAAUCUGGUUUGUCCAGCGAGCACAUGAAACUAAGAAGGAAGAGGUGAAGACAGAUGACAGAAUAAUCAAAAUGGACCUUGGCCUCUUAUUCCUGAAGCUUCAUCGGCUGGAUGCAGGGACCUAUUUUUGUCAGACAGUGGAACACAGCAUUGUUCACACUGUCAGGAAAAUCACCCUGGAAAUAGUCGAGGAAGAACGUGUAGAUGAAAUGUUCAACAAAGACUAUGAGGAGGAGACACCUCACAAAAUGCCAUGCCCAAUGCAAAGCAGUAUACCUCAGGCAUCAAAGCCAUGGUACAAGGAAUUUCUUCAACUAAUAGGUUACAGCAACUUCCAGAGGGUGGAAGAAUAUUGUGAGAAAGUGUGGUGUACAGAUAAGAAGAGAAAAAAGCUUAAAAUGUCUCCAUCCAAGUGGAAAUACGCCAACUCUCAGGAGAAGAAGGCAAGGAUCAGGCCAGAGCAUUACCGGUUGCCCAGGAACAUAGCUGACUCUUGAUGGACAACAGCGAUCCACUAUUUCUGGGUGAAAUUUUAUUUGGACUUAAGUAAGAGGGAGAAAGCAGUCCUGGUUUUGGUAAAUGACACAGGUUUACAUAUAUAAAAUAUUGAGACUGAAAACAAAAAAGCUAUGGUAAGUUAUACCAUACACUCAUGAUGACUGUUUUGAAGCAUUUUAAACAAAAUCUUCUUAACUAUCUGAUUCUAAGUAAGUCAAUGCAAUCAGAGUUUUGCAUUAGGGAGGACGUG
This is a messenger RNA of Opisthocomus hoazin, 2601 nucleotides long. It is a transcript of the gene SEMA3E, whose product is annotated as semaphorin 3E. Gene Ontology annotation, cellular component: plasma membrane. Lineage: Eukaryota; Metazoa; Chordata; Aves; Opisthocomiformes; Opisthocomidae. Gene Ontology annotation, molecular function: chemorepellent activity; semaphorin receptor binding. Gene Ontology annotation, biological process: axon guidance; negative chemotaxis; semaphorin-plexin signaling pathway. The record is from RefSeq and is a predicted model, not a curated record.